UAUGUCACUUCCACACUCUUGUCGAAUUCCUUAAUUAGAAGAUGAUCAAUAUUCAACAACUCUAACAUUAGCCGAAAGGAUUAAAAAAAGGUAUUUUCAACCUUUAAAGAAUGCUGUUGCUAAAAUCACUGAAAUUAGAUAAUAACAAUUAUCAAGAAGAAAAUCUACAUAUGGAUUAAUGUUUGGUCAAUUAACAUAAAAAGAAAUGCUUAAUCUUCCUACAAUAAUCGAAUAACAUAAAUAAGUAAAUAAAUAAGAACUGGCUUUGGCAAGUUUUGCAAUUAUGUUAGAAAGAAAAUAAAGGAGAAAAACAACUAGAAAAUUAUCUAAAAAGCUUUCCAAAUAAGAAUCUCUUGUUGGUAAUAAGUAAAACAUAUAAUUUACAAGAAUAUGAUAAUAUGGAAAGACCUCCUUCUUGUAUAACGCCUCCUAAAUUAAUCUUGAUGACAAAGCCAAAAACCAAAUCCAAGAUUUAAUUAGAGAAAGAACGUUAUUUCAAAGGAUUUGAUCUAAAAAUGUGUCACUUCUUAUCUAGUAAACUCUAUGGUUAGAAAAAAAAUAUAUUACCUUAAUAAAGUCAAAAAGUCAAAUAACAUUUAUAAACUCCAUCAUGUGCUUCAUUACAAAAUCUCUAAAUAUGUUCUUUUGCUUCAUCUCCUCGUUUAAAAGUCAUUGUAAAAUAAAGUACUGAAGUCAAUUUAGUUGUUUCAAAAUAAAAAAGUAAAUCCACUAGCAAAGUAGAAAGACCUUAUAUAAAAUAAAAUACUGAAUUGUUGAAAAAGAUAUAACAAACAUUUGAAACUAAAAACACUACUUGGUCAAAACAAAAUUCACUUGAAUAAAAAUAAUAAUACUGAAUAUUAACUAGAUUAUAU
This is a messenger RNA of Paramecium sonneborni, 875 nucleotides long. Lineage: Eukaryota; Ciliophora; Oligohymenophorea; Peniculida; Parameciidae. The record is from the annotation of a GenBank genome assembly.